CCCACUGAAAAUUAGUAAACAAAAAAUAAGUACACAUAAAAAAAAUAAGACUGUUCUGAUCUGAUCCUCAGCCUCUCUGCCCCACCCCAACUGCCUCUCUCUCAGAGAAGGGGUCUGUUACUUCACUUUUUCCUUUCUUGAGUUUCCUUGAAGUGUGUGUGGAUUGUGGAAUACACAAAGUUCAUAUUUUUAUUUCUUUGCAUCAAUUUUAUACUUGAUCUAGUUACCAACUCCAGUGGAAAGAGUUCAACUUUCUAGUUUUUAGUUCUAAGUUCUAACCCUGACAUGGAAGACUCUGAGUUCUGUUUCUCCCAAUUCAUGAGCUCAAAUUCUCAAGACACGACUCUUCUGGCUCUUGCCCUUUUCACUAAAGACUAUUGUUCUGCCUUGUUUCAUAACCUUCCUUCUCAUUGCUUUGGUGUCACUAUAUGUGGGUCUUCUUCAAUUUAACCUCCGUUUGUUCUUGCUUCAAGUAAUAAGCUUCCAAGUCUGUGAUUUUCUUUCUCCUAUUUAUUGUCCUGUUGUUCUGCUGAAUCACUUCUGAAGAGAUUGUCUUUGGAGAUUGGGAUGGAGAUGGGGGUGGUUUUGUCACUGAUUCUGCAGCUAGUGAAACUCUGCAUCAUUGGCUUUGUUGUGGCAUUCCAAGGAUCUGAAGGGUCUGUUAUAUCCCCAUCUCCAGCAUUCCUUCCAGUCAUUCAUCCUAAUGGAGAAGCACCUGGUCCCAUCCAUCAUGGACUGUCAUGGGGAAGCAGUGCACCAAACUCAUCUUCAGAUCAAAAUGGGUCUGCUAUAUCACCAUCUCCAGAAACCAUACCUGUGGAUCCUUCCCCUAGUGAAGCACCUAGACUUCUACACCCAAGAGAACCAUGGAGAACCCUUGCACCAAGUCCUCAAGAAGUAUCAAAUGGGUCACUCUUGCCCCCUCCAGUUACAUUACCACCUCCUACAUCAGCUCCAACUCCUCAGAAGAUCAUAGGAUUUGGACCAUCUAUAUCUCCUAGUAGUACAAGCACCAUAACAUCAUCACCAUCAACUUCUGAAGGUAAUGUGCCUCCAUCCAUACAACCAAGUCCACCACAAAGCAAAACACCUGCAAUUAGGCCUCCUGUAUCCACACCAAUUGCUCCAGCCUCCAUUGUAACUCCGUCUGGAAAUUUGCCAAAAACUUCACCAGCCAGCCAGCCAAUUGAACAUGGAAGUUUGCCCCCUAAGAUUGAUGAGAGGAAUAAGAGUCACAAGCCAGAGCCAGCUUUGCCAGCUCCAAUUCCCAUACCUUCUACCACAUUGCCCAAAAUUUCACCAGUAAGCCAACCAGCUGAAAAUGGAAGUUUGCCUCAUAGAGAGGGUGCAAAUAGUAGUCACAUGACUCACAUCCCAGAGCCAAUUUCACCAGCCCCUACAGUAUUCAGUUUGCCCGAACAUUCGCCAGCGAGCCAACCAACUGAACAUGGAAGUUUGCCUCCAACUGUUCCCAGAAGGAAUAACAACACUGGUCACACAUUGGAACCAGUUUCACUAGCUCCAGUUGCAACACCUCCGGCAAAUUUACCAAAAAAUUCAUCAGUCAGUCAACCAGUUCAUCAUGGAAAUUUCCCGCCCGAUCUUCACAAUAGAACUACAAAUAAUGGUCACAGUCACACCCCAGUAAUGCCACCAUCUGUUACAUCACCAAGUAGUCCACUUCCAGUAGAUCCACCAUUGGUACACCCAGUCAUACCAUUACCGGCAGCAACUCCUUCAAAAUUACCAGCACCUGUUGUCUCUCCUGCAGUGUCUCCUUCCAGAAGCUUCAGUUGGAAAAAAGGUGGAGAACCAAUUUCUGCACCUGUAUACAAAACACCAAAACCACUACCGGCUAUAGUACAUUCCCAUGCUCAAGCACCUGUUGUUUCUCCUGCAUUAACACCUUCCAGAAGUUUCAAUUGGAAAAAAGGUGGAGAACCAGUUUCUGCACCUGUGUACAAAACACCAAAACCACUACCGGCAAUACUACAUUCCCAUGCUCAAGCGCCUGUUGUCUCUCCUGCAUUAACACCUUCCAAAAGUUUCAAUUGGAAAAAAGGUGGAGAACCAGUUUCUGCACCUCCAUACAAAACACCAAAGCCACUGCCAGCCAUUGUACAUUCCCCUGUUCAAGCUCCUUCAGAACAUAAAGCAAGGCAAUUUCACCAUGCUCCUGAGCCACUUGUUUCAUCUCCUAAAUCUCCUUUCAACAAAGGUCAUUCUCCCGCAUCUUCACCUUCAACCACAUUUUAUAAGCAUCAUCAUACAAGGAACACAAUCAUCAGCCCUGCUCCUGCAUCAUCAAAUUUGGUUUCUCCUCCCACUUCAAAACACCAAGAUGAACCAAUUUCUCCAUCACUACGAACAAGUAGACGAAGACACCAAGCUCCACCACCAAUGAACACAGGUUUCUCAGGUUCCCCAUUUUCCUUCCCUAUUCAAUCACCAGUGAGCAAGGUUUCACCUGCUCCUUCUCCAUCAUUCAAAAUAUCCCCCCACUCAACCAAAAUUCCAUUACAUCCUCCUAAAGUAUCUCCUUCUCAACCUCCUUCCAAGAGCCCUAAGAAGCCAGUCCUGCCUCGUGUUCAAGCACUGCCACCCCCACCUCCCAAUGAAGAUUGUAUAUCAGUGGUUUGCACAGAUCCCUUGACAAACACUCCACCUGGAGCACCUUGCAAAUGUGUCUGGCCCAUGAAAGUCGGUCUCCGCCUUAGUGUUUCUCUGUAUACUUUCUUCCCUUUGGUUUCAGAGUUUGCUUCUGAAAUUGCCACUGGGGUAUUCAUGAAGCAAAGUCAAGUUCGCAUUAUGGGAGCCGAUGCAGCAAACCAGGAACCAGAAAAAUCUGUCGUAUUCAUUGAUUUGGUACCACUUGGGGAAGAAUUUGAUAACACUACAGCCUUUUUAACUUCUGAGAGAUUUUGGCAUAAACAGGUUGUUAUAAAGACUUCUUACUUUGGUGAUUAUGACGUGUUGUAUGUGACCUAUCCAGGUUUGCCUCCAUCUCCUCCUAUACCUCCUUCAAGCAUUAGCAUCAUUGAUGGUGGUCCAUAUUCGGGUGGUGGCAAUAAUGGUAGGACAAUAAAGCCUCUUGGGGUUGACAUACCAAAGAGACAGCAUAAAGGUGGACUUAGCAAAGGCAUAAUUGCUAUUAUUGCUCUUUCAGCUUUUCUAGUAGUUGUUUUAUGCUUUGCUGCUGCUUUGGCCGUGUUCAAGUUCAGAGAUCAUGCGAGUCAACCAACAUCAACCCCACGGGUUUUGCCUCCUUCUCUUACCAAAGCACCAGGUGCUGCCGGAUCAUCAAUUGGAGGUGGGCUUGCUUCAGCUUCAACAUCAUUUCGAUCUAGCAUUGUUGCUUAUGCAGGAUCUGCCAAGACUUUCAGCAUGAAUGACAUUGAGAAAGCCACAGAUAAUUUCCAUGAUUCUAGAGUGCUUGGAGAAGGUGGUUUUGGGCGUGUUUAUAGUGGCACCCUUGAAGAUGGAACAAAAGUGGCAGUCAAGGUUCUAAAAAGGGAGGAUCAUCACGGUGACCGUGAAUUCCUAUCUGAAGUUGAGAUGCUUAGCCGGCUUCACCAUAGAAACUUGGUUAAGUUGAUUGGUAUAUGUGCAGAGCUCAGCUUCCGGUGCCUGGUUUAUGAACUCAUUCCAAAUGGCAGCGUGGAAUCCUAUUUACAUGGAGUUGACAAGGAAAACAGUCCACUUGAUUGGAGUGCUCGGAUAAAGAUAGCUCUUGGUGCUGCUCGUGGACUGGCUUAUCUACAUGAAGAUUCAAGUCCCCAUGUUAUACAUAGGGACUUCAAGUCUAGCAAUAUCUUGCUGGAAAAUGAUUUUACACCAAAAGUAUCUGAUUUUGGAUUGGCCCGGACUGCAGCUGAUGAGGAGAACAGACACGUAUCAACUCGUGUCAUGGGAACUUUCGGUUAUGUGGCUCCGGAGUAUGCAAUGACUGGCCAUCUUCUAGUGAAGAGUGAUGUCUACAGCUAUGGUGUUGUCCUCCUUGAGCUUUUAACUGGAAGAAAACCAGUAGACAUGUCACGACCACCCGGUCAAGAGAAUCUCGUUGCAUGGGCUCGUCCAUUACUCUCGAGUGAAGAAGGAUUGGAAGCUAUAAUUGAUCCAUCUCUAGGAACUGAUGUGCCUUCUGAUAGUGUGGCUAAAGUUGCAGCCAUUGCUUCAAUGUGUGUCCAACCGGAGGUGUCAGACCGUCCUUUCAUGGGCGAGGUUGUCCAGGCUUUAAAACUUGUGUGCAAUGAAUGUGAUGAAGCAAGAGAAGCAGGUUCAAGUUCUAGCUCUGUUGACUUGAGCAACUCUAGACAACUAUCAGAUAACGUCCAAGGCCAAUUCUCAGGCACCAACUAUGAUUCUGGAGUUGAUAUUGAAAACGGGCUGUUGGCAUCAGAGUUGUUCAGCUCAUCUGCAAGAUAUGGAAGGAGAGUGUCUGGAUCAUUCAGAAGACAUUCUUAUUCGGGUCCUCUGAGUACCGGGAGAAGCAAGCGGUUGUGGCAGAUAAUUAGAAGGCUUUCUGGUGGUAGUGUGAGUGAACAUGGAACUAUGUUCAAGUUAUGA
Cajanus cajan (pigeon pea) is the source of this 4566-nucleotide messenger RNA. RefSeq lists its product as uncharacterized. The record is from RefSeq and is a predicted model, not a curated record. Gene Ontology annotation, molecular function: ATP binding; protein kinase activity. Gene Ontology annotation, biological process: protein phosphorylation. Lineage: Eukaryota; Viridiplantae; Streptophyta; Magnoliopsida; Fabales; Fabaceae.